GGUGUAAUCAAGCGUCGGAUUUGCAAUUAGAGAAAGCCUCAUUGCAUAAAAAUAUCGAAAUGAAACGGAUCGGAACGCGAUCGCCGAAAGAAACGUUAUUGGAUCGAUGUACUGCAUCGCGAUGCGGUUUUUUCGUCGACAACGACUACGACGACAACGAAUGGAGCAGAAAUAGAAGAAAAGAAGAAAAAGAGGUGAACUAAUCUCGCGGAAACCCCAAAAACUGUAGUUGUUUCGAGUAGCGGAGGAGGCGAAGAAGAAAGUCGCGGGGCCGAGUAUAAAUAGUAUCGAUCUGGUUGUGUUUAAUCAGUUCAAUACUCGCUCUCCUCUCCAGCAGUAGCAGCAGAAUGAGAUUGAUUACAGUGUCUUUGGGUGUCCUGUGCCUCGCUGCGGCCCUAUGCUCAGCAAGGGUGAUUGGCGAGGAAGAGGAGGACGCAGCUAAGGGCUUGGAUCAGGCGGUGGCCGCCACCGGCCACAAGAAGAGCCACGAGGAGGGCGGCGGCCACUCGCAUCACAGCGACCACCAUUCCAGUCACGGGGAGAAGGGAGACAAGGGGUACAAGAGCGCCCAUCAUCACGACAAGGGAGGCCACGGCAAGCACGGCAAGGAGCACGAAGAGGGUCAUCAUGCCGAGAAGGGUGGCCACAAGAAAGGUCAUCACGACGAGGCUGAACACUACGGCGAGCACCACGAGUCAGGCAAGAGCCACAAGGGCGGCAAGUUCGGUGAGAAGAAGGGCCACAAGAAGGGCCAGAAGACGACCGGAUUCCACCACAAGUCGCACAAGGACGAUUACCACAAGGAGCACAAGUUCUACGACGACUUCCACAAGGGCGGUCAUCACUCCAAGUUCGGCGACUUCCACGGACACCACGGCAGCAAGGAGGGCGGACACAAGAAGGGAGGUACCCACAAGAGUGGCUACCAUGACGAUCACUUCGGCAAAAAGGGACAUCACGACAAGGGACACUACGAAGAGGAUCACAAGGGACACAAAGGCAAGCACGGCCACGAAAGUCACCACGCCCAUCACGAAGAUUACGGAAAGAAGGGAGGUCAUUCCGGCGGAAAGGAGUACGGCUUCAGCCACGGCGGAAAACACUAAACAAACCUCAUCCUCAUCCACCUCUUACUUACAUCU
This is a messenger RNA of Nicrophorus vespilloides, 1142 nucleotides long. RefSeq names its product histidine-rich glycoprotein-like. Lineage: Eukaryota; Metazoa; Arthropoda; Insecta; Coleoptera; Silphidae. The record is from RefSeq and is a predicted model, not a curated record. Bases 348 to 1106 code for a protein of 252 amino acids. The transcript has a single exon.